Messenger RNA from Lineus longissimus, 7592 nucleotides. RefSeq names its product Golgi apparatus protein 1-like. The transcript has 24 exons. Bases 38 to 3679 code for a protein of 1213 amino acids. Lineage: Eukaryota; Metazoa; Nemertea; Pilidiophora; Heteronemertea; Lineidae. Gene Ontology annotation, cellular component: Golgi membrane. Gene Ontology annotation, molecular function: fibroblast growth factor binding. The record is from RefSeq and is a predicted model, not a curated record.
UAUAGUACAUGGUGUGAUUCGGUCGAAAGUAUCCAAAAUGGCGAAGCACCGACGUGGCUCCGAUUUUGCGAGUGUUUUCAUCUGCAUUUGUUUGUUAUUUACAUCAGCGAUCGUUGAAAUAAAUGGUGCAGAUGACGCCAAAAAUAAUGAUAAUGAAAUCCUACGGCGGGUUAAGCGAAUACCCCCACCGCUGGAUCAGUUAAAUGGCCAACAUGAGAAGAAUGACAAUGCUUUGAAUCCUCCUGGUCCUGGAAAUUUUGCUGCCAAGCCUCUUCCUCCUCAUCAGCCCCGGGCACCUGUCCAAGACGGCGGUGUUCAAGCAAAUCGAAUUCAGAGCCCUAAUAACCCGCCGCAAAUACGAGAGCCACAACACCCACAAGUUCAGCAUGCAGAUUUGAGGGAGAACAUUCAAAAACCACGAAGGCCGUCUCUGAAGAAACCGAUGCCAGUGAAAAUUGCAGACCAUCCGGCUUGCAAAGAAACUGUCAAAGCCCAGUGCAGUAAGACGUCUGCUUCAAACAACUUUGCUGUCUUGGAUUGUUUGCAAAAUAGUCCAAAGACUGAAGGUGAUAUUCCCAAGCUUUGCCAGAAUUUUAUUUGGCGGUAUAAACGUAACCUGACAACUGAUAUACGAUUUGACAGCGCUGCCUCUGAAGUCUGCCGUGACGUAUUAAAUGAGAUUCCAGAAUGUGCCACCCUCCCCAAAGGCACCGGCCAGAUCAUCUCAUGUUUGAUCGAACACAAAGAGAAUAUGUCCAUCCCCAACUGUAAACAGUUCCUCAACAAGAUGGCCAGUAUUGUGUUUGCUGAUUAUCGUCUCGUCAACAAGUUUGCCGAGGCUUGCGAGAAAGAUAUCGUCAAAUUGUCAUGUGGGAGAGUGCUCGAUGAUAAGGAUGAUUCCCCCCACAGCCAAGGCAAGACAAUCCAGUGCCUCUCAGAAAACAUCGGCACCCUUGACAAGAAGUGCAAGGUUCAGAUCCUCCGUGUUGCAGAGAUGCAAGCUGAUGACUUCCAUUUGGACAGACCACUUUUCUAUGCCUGUCGUGAUGACCGGGAAAGGUUCUGUGCUCGUACGAAGGCUGGCAGUGGCAAGGUCUACAAAUGUCUCCUCAGGCAUAAGUUCGAAAUGGACAUGAGCUCUGGUUGUCGUGAGAAGCUGACUAUCCGUCAGAAACUAAUGCAAGAGGACUACAAAGUCGACCGUUCGUUUAUGGAUGCGUGUCGUCAUGACGUCAUUCAUUACAAGUGCAAGGAGAAGACUGAUGGCAUGCCUCGGCCACAGAAGAUGGCGAAAGUUUUGCUCUGUCUUGAGGCCAAACAGAAGAUGACUGGUCAGAUCCGGGUUGAAUGUGUCACCGAGAUGAGAGAUUACCGCAAAAUGUUGAUGGAGGAUUAUAAGAUCAGUCCCGGGAUCGUGUCGUAUUGUCACCAGGAGAUCACCGAGAACUGCAAUGGCGGCAUCGAGCGGGAAGGGAAGACACUGCAUUGCCUGAUGGACCUUGCUCGACCGCAGCACAAAGGAAAUCGCAAGUUUAGUCCUCAGCUUUCGGAUGAUUGUCAGAGAGAGCUGAAGAACUUAUUGACAGAAGCAGAUGCGGGUGAGGACUAUAGGAUUGACCGAGCUCUCCAGGAGGCUUGCCAGCCCGUGGUUGAUACAGCUUGCAAGGAUGUCCCCCCAGGAGACGCCAGGGUUUUGAACUGUCUAAUGGAUAAGAUUGGCACAGCAAAGAUGACAGAUGACUGUGAAGAACGUCUGCUUGAGAUUCAAUACUUUAUUGCUAGGGAUUGGAAGUUAGACUUGAGACUCUACAAAGGCUGUCGUAAUGAUGCCACCAGGCUGUGUCACGCUCACAAAGAAUGGCACGACGAGACCAUCGCCCCAGACAUGGGUCCUCUCACCUUUAGCUGUUUGUACCGCCAUUUUAAGUUGUCAUCAGGAGACGUUUCACUGAGGCUUGAGAGAGCAUGUGGCCUUGAGAUUCAGCGCGUCAUGAGACAGAGAGCCAUCAGCGUCGACCUGGAACCGAGGGUGGAGGAGCCUUGCCUACAUAAUCUGGCUGAAUUCUGCUCUGACGACACUGCGAAAGGAAAGGAAAUUGAAUGUCUUCAAGAUCACCUUCAGGAUCUGGAUAAACAAUGUUUAUACGCGAUCGGUAACUUUACCCAAGAUGAAGACGAGGAUCCUCAACUGGACAGGAUUCUCAUCAAGGCCUGUACGCCAAUGAUCAAGGAGUUCUGUGAGGAGGUGAUUAACCAGAACACGGAGCCAGGCGAUGUGAUGGAGUGUCUUAUCAAAUACAAACACCAUCCCAAGAUGAAUAGCAAGUGUUCUGCGGGAAUCGAACACCACCAGCUGUUGACUCUCAAAGACUACAGGUUCUCCUUCAAGUUCAAAGAAGCCUGCAAGAAAGACGUGCUCAAGAAUUGUAAGGGAAUCAAAAAGAAGGCUGACGUGAUCAGUUGCCUUAGCGAGAACGUGAGGAACGACACACUCCUUGAAGAAGAGCAUCGCAUCGCCAAGGACUGUAGGAGGCAGCUCAAGUUUGAACUCCUACAGAGGUCGGAAAGUAUUGAUUUAGACCCCAAGUUGAAGGAAGCGUGUGGUGGCGACGUCAAACUUUACUGCAAUAAUUUAACGCCAGGGCAGGCUCAGGUUAUCGAGUGCUUGAAGAGCCAUCAGAAUAAGUUGACAAAGAAAUGCCACAAGAAGCUCUUCAAGAGAGAGCGAUUGGAGGCCGAGGACAGCUCUAUAGACUUCGCCUUGAUAUCGAAUUGUAAGGGGAUGAUCAAGCAAUUCUGUAAAGACACCGAUCCAAAGGACAUGUUCACCUGCCUCAAGCGAUACAAAAACAAUGAGAACUUUGAUACGAAAUGUCGGAAAAUGGUGUUAAAGAGAAUGAUGAUUCAGAGUAAAGAUUACCGAUUAAAUCCCACACUCCAGAAGGCCUGUAAACUAGACAUACCAAAGUUCUGUUCAGCUAUUAUAACUGCAGAGAAAAAUGAUGAGGAACUGGAAGGAAAAGUUGUCAACUGUCUGAAAGAGAAGUUUAGAAUUAAUAGACUUUCACGUGAUUGUGAAGAUAACAUACGUUCAGUUAUGAAAGAGGCAGCUCUCGAUUAUCGUCAGGAUCCCCUUCUAGCUCGAGCCUGUCAAUCAGAGAUCACCAAGUUCUGCGGACACGUUUUGAGUCGGAACUCUCCCGAUGACACCAAGGGAAAAGUGGAAGAAUGCCUAAAAUUACAAUUCAAAAAAGAAAAAAUACAAGAUAAGAAUUGCCAAAAGGAGAUAUUGCGACUCCUUACCGAAGGCAAAUCUGAUGUCCAUGUUGAUCCUUUACUCAAUCAAGCCUGUGCAUUAGAUUUAAAACAUUAUUGUUUUAAUGUGCCGCCAGGGGAAGGAAGACAAAUGUCAUGUCUUUUAGCAGCUCUGGAGGAUAAGACGAUACGCCUUGAUCCAGGAUGUAAUCAGAUGUUACGUGAUCGCGUAGAAAUGUGGGAAUAUGCUGCUAAGGUGGCGCCACCCGAGACUGUGCAAGAACUCGUUGCACAAAUAACAACAUCACCUGCCAAAAACUAUUUCAUAGGCAUAAUAUUUGCUGUUAUUGGGACAAUAUUUAUUGGUGGAUUAUUCUGUGGUAGGGUUACGAAGCGAGUCCGAGCGGAGAUGAAAAAUAAGUGAUCAAAGUUGAGACAUAGGUUUUAUAAAUUUUAAGAAAAGUUGGGAUAACAGUUUUUGGGCAGGUUUGCUCUAUACACUGCUUGGGGGCAUUGGUAGAAUGAAGAAGUUUUAAAAAAAGAUAUCUCUCAAUAUCUUCUAAACUCAGCCUAUUCCCUUGUCAUUGGUUUUUGGGUGAAUUUGAAUUUUUGGGGUAAGCUUUGCAUUCCAGCUUAGGUGAAAGAAUUCACCAACAGUCCUCAAAGUUUGAUAGUGGUUUUGGAAGCAGUGACUUAGGAAUCUGUGGUCCACUUGGCUCGCACUUCAGCCGAAAAAGUCUCUCUUGUGGCUCUUGUGGAGUUAAUGCUAGGUGACUUACUUGUGCAAUGAGUAUAUAUCUAAUGUACAGUGGACACUGGUUAGGUUAACUUAGAAUUUAGAAAUCAAAGCCAGUGUUUCGUCAGUAUGUGUCCCAGCCUUGGAGCACCCAGCUGUAUGGGAAUUCCGGCCUUGAACUCGAGGCCUCCGGCUAUGGUUCUCCAUUACUAAAAAAACAAAAUACAACUUGGUAAUUUUUAAGAGUAGUGUUAAAUCGGGUGUUUCGGUCAAUCUGAUAAGAAUGAAACGCCCUUUGUUAGAAGCCUUCGAGCUGGCCCACCCUCACAUGGUCAUGUUGGGUAGGGAAAUGACUGAGGCAGUCUUAUAGACAAGCCUGGGAGCUGCCCCACUCUGAUGUGAUUGUGUCAGGAACGGACAUCACUGAGGCAGUCUUAUAGACAAGCCUGGGAGCUGCCCCACUCUGAUGUGAUUGUGUCAGGAAGGGACAUCACUGAGGCAGUCUUAUAGACAAGCCUGGGAGCUGCCCCACUCUGAUGUGAUUGUCAGGAAGGGACAUCACGGAGGCAGUCUUAUAGACAAGCCUGGGAGCUGCCCCACUCUGAUGUGAUUGUGUCAGGAAGGGACAUCACUGAGGCAGUCUUAUAGACAAGCCUGGGAGCUGGCCUACUCUGAUGUGAUCGUGUCAGGAAGGGACAUCACUGAGGCAGUCUUAUAGACAAGCCUGGGAGCUGCCCCACUCUGAUGUGAUUGUCAGGAAGGGACAUCACUGAGGCAGUCUUGUAGACAAGCCUGGGAGCUGCCCCACUCUGAUGUGAUUGUGUCAGGAAGGGCCAUCACUGAGGCAGUCUUAUAGACAAGCCUGGGAGCUGCCCAACUCUAAUGUGAUCAGGUCAGGAAGGGACAUCACUGAGGCAGUCUUACAGACAAGCCUGGGAGCUGGCCCACUCUGAUGUGAUUAUCAGGAAGGGACAUCACUGAGGCAGUCUUAUAGACAAGCCUGGGAGCUGCCCCACUCUGAUGUGAUUGUGUCAGGAAGGGACAUCACGGAGGCAGUCUUAUAGACAAGCCUGGGAGCUGCCCCACUCUGAUGUGAUUGUGUCAGGAAGGGACAUCACUGAGGCAGUCUUAUAGACAAGCCUGGGAGCUGCCCCACUCUGAUGUGAUUGUGUCAGGAAGGGACAUCACGGAGGCAGUCUUAUAGACAAGCCUGGGAGCUGGCCCACUCUGAUGUGAUUGUGUCAGGAAGGGACAUCACUGAGGCAGUCUUAUAGACAAGCCUGGGAGCUGGCCCACUCUGAUGUGAUUGUGUCAGGAAGGGACAUCACUGAGGCAGUCUUAUAGACAAGCCUGGGAGCUGGCCCACUCUGAUGUGAUUGUGUCAGGAAGGGACAUCACUGAGGCAGUCUUAUAGACAAGCCUGGGAGCUGGCCCACUCUGAUGUGAUUGUGUCAGGAAGGGACAUCACUGAGGCAGUCUUAUAGACAAGCCUGGGAGCUGGCCCACUCUGAUGCGAUUGUGUCAGGAAGGGACAUCACUGAGGCAGUCUUAUAGACAAGCCUGGGAGCUGCCCCACUCUGUUUAACCUUAUGUGAAACAGCAUGAGUUCAGAUCUGUGUUGAUCUAAGAGGUGUUUCCUAUCUUCUCGCCACAUAAGGAUACGGGGAAGAUAAAAUUUUUGAAAACUGUAAAUAGGUACAUAGUUAAAUGUACUGUAUCAGUUGCAUGUCAAUCUUCAGUUAAUGUGUUGUUAGGACCAGCCAAUGUGUGGUUGACUCUUCUGUGUAUCUGAGGAGUAUUGGCACCAAGGAAGUCCUAGCACUCCCAGGCAAACACAAGCACAGAUGCUACAUUUGACCUUGUUUCUCCAAAAUUGAUGAGACAUUUCCUUGUUUUUUUCAUAAUAUUUCUUUUAAAGCUGAAAAACUAAAUUUCUUCAAAUUUGAUAUAACUUUGCUAGUUUUUCCUGUUCGAAAGAAGAUAACAAAAUUCAAGUUUCCUGAAAACAUCUAGUUCUGGAUGAACAUGCUGAACAGACUUGAUGUAUUGAGCGGGAAUGGAUAUGAUGGCUCCCUGGGGCUGGAUUAGCUUCCCAUACCAAGCCAUCAUCUGCUCGCCAUACAUUUGCCUGUGUAAAUCAAUCACAUCAAGACUUGGGACUAGACUUUAUUCAUUCUUGAUCACAUGUAUGUAUGAUAACCAUAUUCUGCACAUUGCCACUAUUCCAGUUGACACGAAUGCAACAGUUGGCUCUAUGAUGAAAACUAAUUUUUUUAUUUUGAGAGUGAUUUGAGCCCAGCCAUGUUUUAUAUUAAUGAACCAGAGGUAAUUCUGAGACUAACAUGUAUAAAGUAGAAUUGACUGUUGUAGUUAGUUGUCUUAAUGAAAUUGAACUUAUUGGGUGUCCUAGUCUGACACUAUCGACAGAAUCACCAGUCUGUAAAAUGAUUAUUCUCCAUCCUGCUCCCAGCACCUACUCUACGCAUUCAAAAUGCUCGAUCCUGUGACAAGUGAGUGUGAGUUAAUAACUGUAUAACAGCAAUAUGAUUUCUACAUUCCUAAACGGGAACGGCAUACGCCUUUAUGGUAUCGAGUGUCAAACCAUCAACAGUGCCGUGUAUAUACCGGUACUUCAUCUUAUAAUCUGUGGCCAAAACAUAAUCAAGGUGGUGGGUAUCGACUUCUAUGUGCCAAUCCAUUGUGCUCUUAUAACCUCAACGCCCUCAUUUCAAGCUGAUUGCUGCAAACCAUCGGGUUCCAUUCUGAUGUGUCAUUUUCCUCCAGUUUCUGUACAGGAAUCAAUAUGCAGUAAGAAGACUUAGUGCUGAUCAAUUCUAAAGACUUUUGGUUAGAGUUGAGAUGUUCCAAAUUCUUAAAAACUGAUAAAAUACCUUUGCACAUCGUUUCUGCACCUGUGAAUAUUUGCAUCACUUGUUCCAGUGUGUUGUGUGGCUUUUCAGGAUUGUGUGAAUCAUUAUAUCUAGUGCCAUCAAGUUAUAUUUAAUGUAUUCAGGGGAUCAGUUGUAAAUGUCUUCAGUUCUUGACCAUCGGCUUCAGUGUUGCCUUAGUUUAGUAGCAGAGGUGGUGUUUCUAGAAAUUCAGAUUACUUCAUGCAUUUCCCCCGAUUCUUUUCUCAUAAGUAAGCCCUCAAAGGGUUAAAUGGAUGUGUUAGUGAAUCUUGUGGACUUUUACAUGAAAAUAUCUUGUAUUUUCUCAGUUCUUGUUUGUCAGGGGUUGUUUUAGAUGCCCGACCCUGUCCCGCUCACUCGCAAGUCUGAGCCAGAUGUGACAAUUUUCAGUCGUUUGACAAUUUAUUGAAUAUAUGCACAUUUUAUUUAUAAUCAUAGGACUGGUAUCUGAUUUGUCUAUUAUUUUUUACAAUUGUCAUGUACCCCCAUGGCAGGUAGUAGUUCUUUGUUGAAUGACAUGAUGUCCUGACAGCGUUUUCACCGGGAUUUGUUUUGGAUAAUAAAAAUAUUCCUUUUUUUUAUUGAUUGAAAAUGCAGAAGGUAAGUGUUACGACUAAAGCCCAGGUACAAAUGCCCUUAGAGUGCAGAAAGCUGCUGGCAAUACUUAAACAUCAUCUGGUAAACUGUCUAAA